Cricetulus griseus (Chinese hamster) is the source of this 803-nucleotide messenger RNA. The record is from RefSeq and is a predicted model, not a curated record. NCBI's taxonomy places the organism in Eukaryota, Metazoa, Chordata, Mammalia, Rodentia, Cricetidae.
GCGUGGCGGCUUUACGCAGGGAGGAUGGGGCGGGUAUAAAAGCCCCACCCAGCCCAGCCGGGCCGCUCGGCUUCUGGGGAGGCUUUCAGCGCUAGGCGCCCGGCCCAGCUUCUUUUUCAAAAUGUCUACUGUCCACGAAAUCCUGUGCAAGCUCAGCUUGGAGGGCGAUCACUCCACACCCCCAAGUGCCUAUGGGUCAGUCAAACCCUACACCAACUUUGAUGCUGAGAGGGACGCUCUGAACAUCGAGACGGCUGUCAAGACCAAAGGAGUGGAUGAGGUCACCAUUGUCAACAUUCUGACUAACCGCAGCAAUGCACAGAGACAGGACAUUGCCUUCGCCUAUCAGAGAAGGACCAAAAAGGAGCUUCCGUCAGCGCUGAAGUCAGCCUUAUCUGGCCACCUGGAGUCGGUGAUUUUGGGCCUAUUGAAGACACCUGCCCAAUACGACGCUUCUGAACUGAAGGCCUCCAUGAAGGGCCUGGGGACUGAUGAAGACUCCCUCAUCGAGAUCAUCUGCUCCAGAACCAACCAGGAGCUGCAGGAGAUUAACAGAGUGUACAAGGAAAUGUACAAGACCGAUCUGGAGAAGGAUAUCAUUUCUGACACAUCUGGUGACUUCCGAAAGCUGAUGGUCGCCCUUGCAAAGGGCCGAAGAGCAGAGGAUGGUUCGGUCAUUGACUACGAACUGAUUGACCAGGAUGCCCGGGAGCUCUAUGAUGCUGGGGUGAAAAGGAAAGGAACCGACGUUCCCAAGUGGAUCAGCAUCAUGACUGAGCGCAGUGUGUGCCACCUCCAGAAAG